Cooperia oncophora is the source of this 171-nucleotide messenger RNA. The record is from the annotation of a GenBank genome assembly. Lineage: Eukaryota; Metazoa; Nematoda; Chromadorea; Rhabditida; Trichostrongylidae.
AUGUUGCCAAGUAAGCAAAAGUCUUUUCGUACCGAUCUGUCACCGGACGAUGUCAAACUUGUCAACGAGCUUGGUCGUUUGACCCCUGAUCAACUAGCUGAUUACAUCAAAAACAUUCAAAAUACUGCCUACAGUUUAGGGAUCGAAGAAGGUGGUAAAUAUUUACUUUGA